GUGGCGUUAAUCCUGGAAAGAUGUGUGGUUGUUCGUGUCCUGGUGGCGGUUUGUGUGAAUGAUCUGGCCAGAAAUCGCGGUUGCAGCGUUUGCUUUCCAUGCACAGCGCGAAUCUUCCACAAGCUCCCGCAAUUCACUUCCAUGCUUCCUUCACCUCUCUUCGAAUCCAUACCCUUCGCCUCUCUUCCCACCUUUCUCCUGAACUUCUCCUUCCACUCGCCCAGACACUGUCCAACCAUCAACACAACUCCCCUCUCAGGAGUCCGUCCAUCUCCGACCCUCCCUCUGAGAGUGCCUCAACACAACCAACCAUGUCGUCUCCUCGUGCCCAGAUCGCACCAGAGACUCCUCGUGCAUCCGCCGGGAGAGACAGCCCCCCCUUGCGCGCCCCAGGAAGUAUCGAAGGCAGCACCGCUUCCGAAUCGUCGAGCCCAGGCGCCGAUGAGGGCAACAACGACAUCUUCCACGCUGGCAACCUCACACUCGACAAAAACUGGCCGUCCAUCGAUCUGAACGAAAUAUCAGCCGGCCAAGCAGUCAUCUACAACCGCCUUGGUCUCCUGACGUCCGCCAUCAACGCCCAGUCCCGUGCGAUCGAGGCUCUCGCCGCGGCCAAUCGUAACACUACCAUUGGUCCCAAAGCUCGCAAAGUUCGCAAACCCGGAAUGGUGGAUGGGGAGGGACAGCAACUGAUCGAGACUAUGCUCAAGAAGCACGCCGCGUUGAUGAAGCGUGUGGUGUUGGACUACGCCGCGAAGGUCGACGCCGAAGAUGGUGACACGCUCAUCGAAAACCCCGGCGAGAAGAUGUACCUUCAAGCAGUGGUGUACAAGAAAGCCCUCGUCAAAGCAGCUCCAGUUGACGAGACGGUGGAGGGGCAGACUCAGCCAAGUGUGAAAAGUGUCGAGCGCAUCCUGGACAGCAUGAACACGGCGACCUACCGUACGCUGUACCAGAUCGUGGUCAAGACGUAUCUUCCAGGCACCAUCAUCAGCGUCAGCAAAAGCAGCUCGAGCGAUGAGGAUGAGGCUGCGUUGGAUGCUUGAUGUGAUGAUGUGGAUCGAGGAGGAAUGGAGUUGGACGGAUGAGGUGGAACGCGCUGGAACGAUUGGGGCAGGUAUUCCGAGUGUACUCAUCCCGUCGAACAGACGUCUUCUUGUUGACGGUUCGUAAGACGAGAAGGAUAUUGGGCAGAGGGGCUUCUCUUGGUCACCGUCUUGAGCGAUAAUCGAGGCAAAAGCAAUGAAAACAGUAUUCACAAUCUUCCCUCAUGGUCUUGAUCUUGAAUCAUCGACCCGGCUUCCAACUGUUGUCUAUGUGCGCAACGUAGCGAAUUAUGUCCCGAUCC
Molecule: messenger RNA, 1348 nt
Organism: Neohortaea acidophila
Lineage: Eukaryota; Fungi; Ascomycota; Dothideomycetes; Mycosphaerellales; Teratosphaeriaceae
Exons: 1
Coding region: 99-1046 (315 amino acids)
Source: RefSeq, a predicted model, not a curated record